AUCAUCACCAUGGAUCCUUACAAGGUAUCUUCGAUCAUAUUCUUCUUACUUUUUCUUUGUUUUUGUGUGGUGUAUGUGUAUCUUAAUUAGAAUUAGGUUCAACUAUAUAUGCUCGUUUUCUAAACUAUUUUUUAAUUGGAUUGAUGUUCUUAAAUCUUAAGGGUCAAAAUACUUUUUAUGCUCAAAAACUUACUUAAAUUCUGUGAUCGCUUGAACCUAAGUUGAUGAUGUUGAUUUCUGUUUUGGCUGGCUAUCUUUAAUUAAAACGUUUAACCACUGCGUGAGAAAGACACGCCACAUGUGGUUUUUGUUGUUUUUUUCCUUAGAUUAGAAGUUAUUUUGUUGUUGUUUUUUUUUUUAUUAUUAUUACACACAUGUGUUCUAAAAAUCGGACGUUCAAAUGAUAUAAUCGAUUGUUUAGACGUCCGACCGUAUAUUAUUUUAGUGAUAUCAGCCAAAUCAGAUUAAGUAAUCAUCAACAAAAUGAUUGAUCAGAUCUACUAAACACCUGAGUAAUCAAAUCUACACGUUUGAUUAAUCAAAUUAAAUAACCGAUCAGUUAGAUCUAUACAUAUGAUAAAUCUUUUUUUACAACAUUCGGUUAAUCAAACCAUUGUCGGUCGAUCUAUCAAUACAAGUGUAUUUUUUUUUCACAUACAAAAAAAUUAUCUCACCGACGAAAAAAAAAUAAAAAAUUAUUAUGUAGAUCCAUCGAACAAAAGGCUUGAAUAUACGGAAGUCACUUAAAAGUGUAAUAAUCGAAUAAAUAUUAGUGGAUAAAAUGAAAUUUAUCUACAACCCUACUCUCCGACAUGUUACUGUUUGCGUCAUCAAAUCUAAAGCCUUUUUGGCAAAUAAUGGUCGGAAGACUACUCGUGUCGGGAUGGACCACCCGGAUCCGAUCAGGAAACGGGUUUUGAUAUGUUUCGGGUUACGACAAAAAAUUAGGGCUUUUUAUCAAAUCAAUCAGUUGGUAGUAAAAUUUUGUGGAUUGUUCUUGUCGAUUCCGUUUGAUUGUUGACCAAAUUUCUUCCUGGAUUUUGUUGAUAAUCGAUCGUAUAAUGGUGAUUGCAGUAUCGUCCUUCAAGCGCGUACAACGCCCCAUUCUACACCACAAACGGUGGUGCUCCAGUCUCCAACAACAUCUCUUCCCUCACCAUCGGAGAAAGAGGUCCGGUUCUUCUUGAGGAUUAUCAUUUGAUCGAGAAGGUUGCUAAUUUCACCAGAGAGAGGAUCCCUGAGAGAGUGGUUCAUGCUAGAGGAAUCAGUGCUAAGGGUUUCUUUGAAGUCACCCAUGACAUUUCAAACCUCACUUGUGCUGAUUUUCUCAGAGCCCCUGGUGUUCAAACUCCGGUUAUUGUCCGUUUCUCCACCGUUGUCCACGAACGUGCCAGUCCUGAAACCAUGAGGGAUAUUCGUGGUUUUGCUGUCAAGUUUUACACCAGAGAGGGAAACUUUGAUCUUGUUGGGAACAACACUCCGGUGUUCUUCAUCCGUGAUGGGAUUCAGUUCCCGGAUGUUGUCCACGCGUUGAAACCUAACCCGAAAACAAACAUCCAAGAGUACUGGAGGAUUCUGGACUACAUGUCCCACUUGCCUGAGAGUUUGCUCACAUGGUGCUGGAUGUUUGAUGAUGUUGGUAUUCCACAAGAUUACAGGCACAUGGAGGGUUUCGGUGUCCACACCUACACUCUUAUUGCCAAAUCUGGAAAAGUUCUCUUUGUGAAGUUCCACUGGAAACCAACUUGUGGGAUCAAGAAUCUGACUGAUGAAGAGGCCAAGGUUGUUGGAGGAGCCAAUCACAGCCACGCCACUAAGGAUCUCCACGAUGCCAUUGCAUCUGGCAACUACCCCGAGUGGAAACUUUUCAUCCAGACCAUGGAUCCUGCAGAUGAGGAUAAGUUUGACUUUGACCCACUUGAUGUGACCAAGAUCUGGCCUGAGGAUAUUUUGCCUCUGCAACCGGUUGGUCGCUUGGUUCUGAACAGGACCAUUGACAAUUUCUUCAAUGAAACUGAGCAGCUUGCGUUCAACCCGGGUCUUGUGGUUCCUGGAAUCUACUACUCAGACGACAAGCUGCUCCAGUGUAGGAUCUUUGCUUAUGGUGACACUCAGAGACAUCGCCUUGGACCGAAUUAUUUGCAGCUUCCAGUCAAUGCUCCCAAAUGUGCUCACCACAACAAUCACCAUGAAGGUUUUAUGAACUUCAUGCACAGAGAUGAGGAGAUCAAUUACUACCCCUCAAAGUUUGAUCCUGUCCGCUGCGCUGAGAAAGUUCCCACCCCUACAAACUCCUACACUGGAAUUCGAACAAAGUGCGUCAUCAAGAAAGAGAACAACUUCAAACAGGCUGGAGACAGGUACAGAUCAUGGGCACCAGACAGGCAAGACAGGUUUGUUAAGAGAUGGGUGGAGAUUCUAUCGGAGCCACGUCUCACCCACGAGAUCCGCGGCAUCUGGAUCUCUUACUGGUCUCAGGCUGAUCGAUCCUUGGGACAGAAACUUGCAAGCCGUCUGAACGUGAGGCCAAGCAUCUAGAGGCCAAUCUCCAUAUAAGCUCAGUCUAUGUGAGGUACAAUCAAUCUCAUCGAUCUAUCAUCGCUUGGUCGUUAAAUCCGUCAAAAAGAUAAUCACAUGUGUUGUUGUUUCUUGUCUAUAUAAUAAUAAUGCUUGUAAUCCCAAAAACUCAUGUUUCCUUCCUUUCUACUCUCACUGUCUUUGUAAUCUCUUUUUACAAUAAAUCAAUGUUUCUUGAAGCAGUAAACAAUUUCUAAGAUUUAUGGUGGUCGUUAUACAUAUUAUUAAUUCAGGAAAAAAAAGAGAAGAUACCGUAAUUGAACAUGUAUUAUUUUAAGGAGAAUCCUGAAAUGGAUCAACAAUUGUCU
Molecule: messenger RNA, 2885 nt
Organism: Arabidopsis thaliana (thale cress)
Lineage: Eukaryota; Viridiplantae; Streptophyta; Magnoliopsida; Brassicales; Brassicaceae
Gene: CAT3
Product: catalase 3
Exons: 6
Coding region: 1405-2538 (377 amino acids)
Biological process (GO): cellular oxidant detoxification; cellular response to sulfate starvation; cellular response to nitrogen starvation
Cellular component (GO): peroxisome
Molecular function (GO): heme binding; catalase activity
Source: RefSeq, marked reviewed